Messenger RNA from Stereum hirsutum FP-91666 SS1, 759 nucleotides. RefSeq lists its product as uncharacterized. The transcript has 3 exons. The record is from RefSeq and is a predicted model, not a curated record. Bases 1 to 759 code for a protein of 252 amino acids. Lineage: Eukaryota; Fungi; Basidiomycota; Agaricomycetes; Russulales; Stereaceae. Gene Ontology annotation, molecular function: nucleic acid binding.
AUGGUCUACCAGCACAUUUACGAUCAAGUCAAAGAGCUUGCUGUUGAUCUGGUCAAGCGCAGAUGGACAAUUGAGCAGAUAUGCGAUACUUUACAGGUUUCAGAUUCUAGCAUUCGGCGGUGGGAGAAGAUCUUCGACCACAUCGGAACAGUCUCGAGACCUCCAUCCCCUUUACAGGGCAGUGUUGGUAUCAUCACAUCUGCGAUUCUCAGCAUCAUUGUCGGAGUCUAUCGCAUUCAUCCUGACAUCUACCUUGACAAAAUUCAACUCUUUCUUGCUCUUCAUCACGACAUCUGCAUCAGCCCCAGUGCUAUCAAUGAUGCAAUCCUCGCCGCGAGAUUGACUCAGAAGAAGCUUCGCAAAAUUGCACAGGAGCGUGAUGCAGAGGCUUGUGCCAUUCAGACAGGUCAACGAAUGUAUGGGCGUGCAUUGGCCGGAGAGAGGGCUGAGAUUGUGGAGGGGUUUGGUCGUGGUCAGCGCUUUUCUUUGGUUGCUGCGAUGAGUCUCAAGGGGUAUAUCGCUGCUCGUGCCGCUCCCGGUGCGCUUGAUGCUGCAGAGUUCUAUGAUUGGGUUGCCGAGGAAGUUCUUCCGAAUAUGAACGAGUUCCCAGAACCUCAAAGCAUUCUUGUGAUUGACAAUUGUCGCAUACAUCAUAGCCAAGCUUUGGAGAAGUUGGUUAUGGGAGCAGGUAAGUCAAACACUGAGUAUCACGUCCUCUGUCUUACUUUGAACCUGUACAUUCUGUUUCUACCUCCAUAA